Anarrhichthys ocellatus (wolf-eel) is the source of this 4228-nucleotide messenger RNA. RefSeq names its product amyloid-beta A4 precursor protein-binding family A member 3. The transcript is spliced from 11 exons. Gene Ontology annotation, biological process: chemical synaptic transmission. Lineage: Eukaryota; Metazoa; Chordata; Actinopteri; Perciformes; Anarhichadidae. The record is from RefSeq and is a predicted model, not a curated record. Gene Ontology annotation, cellular component: plasma membrane; cytoplasm; dendritic spine. Bases 1082 to 3226 code for a protein of 714 amino acids. Gene Ontology annotation, molecular function: amyloid-beta binding; protein binding.
AUACGUACAGUUUUCAAGUCUUUACAUGGCUAAAUGGAUGCAGCUCCUUGGGGUGAAUCGACUUUGUAUUGUUGCUUUAUGUCGAUACACACUCUAACUUCAUUUUCAAUCUUGCACUUUUUCAUAUGCAGCGAUUCAUACAUGUAAACAGUGAAUACAUCAUUACACAUUUUUUUGUGCUUUUUACAAGUGGGCUACUGGAAUCACUCAAGUAAAAAUUAGAUUUCUGUCACAAAAUGUUUAAAGACCAGCUUAAAGGACGUAAAGUCCCCAAGCUACACUACAGAAACUGGUUUCACUAAGUUUCACUAAAUCCCUCUGGUGUUGAGCUUACUCAACACCACUUGAAGAAUCAGUAGAAAACAGCCCUUAGUAAACACUGGUGACGUUUUAUAUAGAAACUUGAGUCUGUGUUAAUGGUCAAAUUGGACGGAAGCUAAUUGACAUGUAAAUUGAAUUAUAUGUUAAGUAACUUUAGAUUAUGGAAACUAUUGAACUUUUUUAAAUAAAUUGAUUUGACUGUUUUCUGUUGGCUGUUUGCUCGAUGUUUGAUUAAGCAGGUCUGAAAGCGUCCACAUGACGUGUGCAACUGUUGCCUUCAAGUGCUGUCGGACGGAUUGAGAUUGACAUAAAGUGGCGCAAAUAAUCAGCCUCCUGUCACACAGCCACACCAAAAAACGCUAAAAGUUUAUAAUUUCCAUUAAAUACGAGGUUUGUUUGUAACCCAGGAGUUCGUAGACUGUAGAGAAAGAUGAGGAAGAAACAGUCCACUGAUGAAAGAGGGGAAGUUGCAAUAGCACGUGAACGCAGCACAGCUACCGAGUCGAUGAAUAUAUAUAUAAAAGUGUCGACUCGACAUCAAUGACAGGAAAACGGUUUUGUUCUGUGAUUUUACUCUCACGUGAGAUAAAAGUGAUCAUGUGAGAUUGCUGCAGUUUCUAGUAUGACGAAUAAAAUAAAGCCAAAGUUUUGGAAAAGACUCAUUUCCCAAACCACCUCAGUAACUCAUGUGUCGUGGCACCCAGAGGAGUCUGUAUGCACAAAGAACCCGUGAGACACCAAGGAGAGGCUUUCUUCCAAAAUGGACUCCGACGUGUGCCCCGCUGAUCAGUCAGACUCCUCGUGUUCUGCUCCUGUUGAUGAAGCCUCAGAGGUUGAGAUCAGCAGACAAACUGUGGCAGCUCCGCCAGGUUCAGAGGUGGAGGAUGUUGACUCCUACAGUCUGAUCGAGCCUCCUCCGUUAGACUGGAGGUCUGACUCCUCCAGUGAGCCGGGCUCAGCAGAAGACCUGGAUGAUCCCAGCUUCCCUCCCUCUGUUGACAAUCCGGACAAGGCGAGUCCGGGUCAGCCAGUAUUACUGCUGAGUGACACUGUGGCUCAACGUGACGUGAACCAGCAGGAGCUUGUGGGAAAUAUCUCAGCGCCAGUCCAGGACAUCCAGGUGGAACUGGAAGAAGCGGAUGAAGUAGUGGAGGAAAAGGUGAGGGUUGGGGACUUGGAGGUUGUUGGGGAUGCGGUGAGUGAUGCAGAGAAUAUGGUCGGUGAGCAGGAAGUGGAGGAUGCUAACAGGAGAUCGGGUGAUGACGACCACAGCCGCAUCCACACCUUGCUUAGCCAGCUCCAACUGAUGGGGGAAGAGCCUCAACCCAACCGCCGGACACCACCUCACCUCGCCCAGCACCAGUACUCCAGCAUGUCUGAGCUGGAAGCAUGUGCUCCCUCCCUGAUAACACAGGACAGCACUGAAACCACCGGGCUGCUGUUCUCUGAAAGACACCAGAGAGACCUGGUGGGGCUGCUGCAGUUCACAGAGAUCAGCGCUCCACAAAGUCCCACCUGUCUGCCCCACAGAGGAGACGUGGAUGCUGUGGUGUCCGUAUCCUACAGCCAGGAGGAUGCUCACAGGUUCUGGGGGCAUUAUGGGAACGGUCAACAGCAGCGGCACAGGGAGGACUCACUCGCCUCCCUGCCUGAUGAUGAGUAUCCUGAGCCAGUGUGGAUGAAGCUGGGCGAGGAGCCACCAGAGGAGGGGGAGGCUGCUGCGGAGAGCGAGCAGAGUGCUGAUCAUCCCUCAUAUAAAGACGUGCCUGGUCCGUGUGACCCUGAAGACCUGUUGGAUGGAGUGAUAUUUGGUGCCAAGUACUUGGGCUCAACUCAGAUCAAAUCGGAGAAGAACCCGUCUACAAACGCCCGAAUGACGCAGGCUCAGGAAGCUGUGGACCGCAUUAAGGCUCCAGAGGGAGAGUCCCAGCCGAUGACAGACGUGGAUCUGUUCAUCUCAACCCAGCGGAUCAAAGUUCUCACUGCUGACACUCAGGAAGCCAUGAUGGAUCACGCUCUGCAGAUGAUCUCCUACAUUGCAGACAUUGACAACAUUGUGGUCCUGAUGGCACGAAGGAAACGUAAAGGGCAGGAUGGUGACCUGGCCUCCAACUCUUCCUCUUCCUCCGGGCCUCAGAAGAAGUGCUUAAUGAUCUGCCACGUCUUCUCCUCUGACGAUGCCCAGGUCAUAGCCCAGGCUAUUGGUCAGGCGUUCGGUGUGGCGUACCAGCAGUUUCUUCAGGCCAGCGGCAUCAAGGCCAGCGAUCUGAGGCCUGGCGAGUACAGCGACUAUCUGGAGAGUCAGGAGCUCUAUAACGGAGACCUGGCCCACUUUACUGACUCUCAGAACAUCCGAGACGUAGCCAUCACCAAGGCUGCCGGAGAGAUCCUGGGUCUGGCGGUGGUGGAGUCGGGCUGGGGCUCCAUCCUGCCCACCGUGGUGGUGGCUAACCUCCUGCAUGGAGGUCCCACUGAGCGCUGCGGCGAGCUAAGCAUCGGGGACCGCAUCAUGUCUGUAAACAGCACUAGCCUGGUGGGUCUGCCCAUCACCACGUGCCAGAACAUCAUCCGGGACUUAAAAAGCCAAAAGUAUGUGAAGCUUAGCAUCGUCCACUGCCCGCCGGUCACGAUGGCGAUUAUCAGGAGGCCAGAUCCCAAGUUUCAGCUGGGCUUCAGUGUGGAGGACGGCAUUAUCUGCAGUCUGAUGCGGGGCGGUAUAGCAGAGAGAGGAGGCAUUCGCGUUGGGCACCGCAUCAUUGAAAUCAACGGGCAGAGUGUCGUCGCCACACCGCACGACAAGAUCAUCCAGAUCCUGACCAAUGCUGUUGGAGAGAUUCACUUGAAGACCAUGCCAGCCUCAACAUAUCGACUCCUAACGGGACAGGAGCAGCCAGUGUUUCUAUGAGCACCUCCUGCUGCAUCAAGGACACAACACUGCACAGUGUUCAAGCUGCAUGAACUUCUGCCAAACUAAGAACAUAUUAUGCAAUUGAUCAUACAGCACACCAUACGCUGUUGUCACACCACUGAACACAACAAACUGAUCUAGUAUUUUUAAGAUGUAAAGUACAUUGUUGUAUUGUGAAGCAUAUUUUAAAGCGACUGAGAUAGACGGUAGCUUUCUGUUUUUAUUUAUCUGAUAUUUAACGAUGCAGGCAGCAGCUGAGAUGCAAUAAUUCAUAAGCAGAAUAUGCAUUUUGACUUCACUAACUUUUUACAUGGUUUUGAGUGUCUUCCAGCCUGGUGUGCCUGAGCUAAAUGUUAUUGAACCUGGACAAAGAUCUGUGUUUUUCAUUGUGAUGUAUAUCAACAAGUGUCUUUCACACACAUUAGAGUGCUCUGGUUCAUUUAUACAAUGCUUCCCUGAAUGUGCCUAAUAUGAAGCAGAUAUCAUGCACAGUUAAAGGGUAACUGCCACAUUUCAUAGAGAGGUGCGUAUAUUUUUAAGAAUUUCGCUGUUUUGGAUGUUCAUUAAAAUGAUAUGUAAGAUAUCUUCUUGAUGUUAUUUAUUGAGAAUCGGUUGCUGCUGAAUAGGUUUCAGAUGCAAAGUAGCAUUUUUUCAUUUUAAAACAAAUGUCAUGCCUGUGUGCAUUGGACAGCUCUAUGGAUAUGUUGUCUUUGCAAUAUAUGUAAUUGAAAAAUAUAUCAAACUGAUAAAAGCACAGUUCUUUGUUACAAUUGCAAAUACAAUGCUAUUAAUUAAUAUCUCUACUGCUAUUUUACAACUAUACAAUGUAAUCAUAUGCUGCUUGGGCUAAUAAAGUAAUUUUAUUUCUGUAAGUAUCAUAAGAUGCGUUAUCCGCGAGCAGAUACACAACACAGCCCUGUCAAUGCCUGGCCAAUCAGCUGUCUUCAGUUACCAAAACAUAGACAACGGCCAAUCAGAUUCUUUACCGGUUUCUCUAAA